GUCUAUCAGCCCAUGACACCCGUAGAGCAGCUUCCCAGCACUGAAAUACCUGUUCGCCCUCGGGAGUCGACAAACACCAUCCAGAUCUCCGUUUCGCUCACUGAACACUUUUUGAAGUUUGCGCCCGUCUUCCAGCCCCCUCUGCCCCCCGACUCCCCGCAGUUCUGCACAAUCGCAGACCUCUUCAUUGACAAUUACCGCGUGAAAUGCAUCAAUGGGAAGAUGUGCUACGUGCAGAGGCAGCCUCCCCCCGUGCCCCACAAGAUAAAGCCCGAGGAAGUCCCGGUUCGCAAUGCCUUAAUCACAAAAGAGAGCAAUACGCCAAAAACAGAUCACUGCUCGUCCCCUUCCAGUUCUGAGGACUCCGGGAUCAAUGCAGUGGGGGUUCACUACAUGGAGUCGUGUGACGAGGACACGGAGGGGGUGGCCGAGCUAAGUUCAGAAGAAGAUUACAGCCCGGAUAGCAGCUGGGAACCAGAUGAAUGCCCGCUCUUGUCACCCUCGCAGUGCGAAAUGGAAGUGAUCGAGACUAUAGAAACCACUGUGUAAUCCGACAAGUUGGUAUCAGAUCAGUCCAGUUCCCACUCAGUAAUGUUGCUUUUGUAGUAUUUAUAUUUUCCGUUUUUUCUGACAAUCCCUUUUUUCCAGUGCACUUGAUAUUUCAGAUUCCUCAUGGGAGCGCGGUCACAGGACUUGCAUAUUGGUGAACUAGCAGCAGCCUGAGCAAUUUUAACAUGUUCUCAGCCUGAUCAGAUCUCUCACGUCUGCACGUAAGGUAGUGAUAAAUCUUAAGACUUUU
This is a messenger RNA of Fulmarus glacialis (Northern fulmar), 799 nucleotides long. RefSeq names its product chromosome unknown open reading frame, human C3orf70 (gene CUNH3orf70). The coding region runs from base 13 to 549 and encodes 178 amino acids. Lineage: Eukaryota; Metazoa; Chordata; Aves; Procellariiformes; Procellariidae. The transcript has a single exon. The record is from RefSeq and is a predicted model, not a curated record.